CAAUUAUUAAUACUAUCCUUUCCCUUAAUAAACCUCCACCCCCAACCAUUUUCCCCAACCCUAAUUUCACUUCAAUUUCAAUUUCAUUUCAUUUCUCAAGCACCUUAUAACUCCGUUAUCUAAUCCCGUUAAUAUUGUUGAAAACUGAUGGCGCAGAGAACAGAAAAAGAAGAAACAGAAUUCAAAAACGUACCUGAAACGUUAACUCUAUGCGUCAACAACUGUGGUGUUGUUGCCAGCCCCGCCACGAAUAACAUGUGUCAGAACUGCUUCAACGCUAGCUCAACGACGUCAUCUCAACGUAGAUCUGGAUCGGCGAGGUCUCCGGCGAGGUCAACGUCAACGUUUCGUGAUGAAGAAUCGGUUGAUCUGGUGGUAGAUCGGACGGUUGUAGUGGAGGAGAAUGAAAUUAAACAGAAGACGACGGUGAAAGUUGUGAAUCGGGGCUCCGGUUGCCGGAAACGAGUCGGUUUUGCCGGAUUUAGGUGCCGGUGUGGCGAUCUGUUCUGCGGUGAGCACCAGUACUUUGAUCGGCAUGAUUGUAUAUACAAUUAUAAAACCGCUGGUCGCGAGGCAAUUGCGAGGGAGAAUCCGGUGGUCAAAGCGGCGAAAAUUGUUAGGAUUUGAAUUUUUAUGCAAAUAUGUUCUACGUGUUUUUUUUUUUUUGUAUUUGAUUUUCUGAUCGGAAAAAUUGAAAUUGUUAUCACUGUUAUUA
Molecule: messenger RNA, 715 nt
Organism: Helianthus annuus (common sunflower)
Lineage: Eukaryota; Viridiplantae; Streptophyta; Magnoliopsida; Asterales; Asteraceae
Product: zinc finger A20 and AN1 domain-containing stress-associated protein 5
Exons: 1
Coding region: 148-627 (159 amino acids)
Biological process (GO): protein ubiquitination
Molecular function (GO): zinc ion binding; DNA binding; ubiquitin-protein transferase activity
Source: RefSeq, a predicted model, not a curated record